CCAGGACUCCACUCAGAACACGCACGGCAGCCUGGGGUCCUAUAAACGCCUUGGCCCGUGGGCUCUGGAGCAACUAGAGGUGCCUCCAGCGAACGCGGAGCUCGGGGCCCGCUGGGAGCGGGAGAGCGCGCGCCUGGGAGCCGAGGCCACGCAGUCGGAGUCAGAGUCGCGUUCGGAGUCUCGGGACUUGAGCAGAAGCCGCCGCCGGAGAGCGCCGCCCGUGCCUCCAGCGCAGCGCGGCCAUGGAGCCCAGCAGCAAGAAGCUGACGGGCCGCCUCUUGAUGGCCGUGGGAGGGGCAGUACUUGGCUCCCUGCAAUUUGGCUACAACACUGGGGUCAUCAAUGCCCCCCAGAAGGUGAUCGAGGAGUUCUACAACCAGACGUGGAUCCACCGCUACGGGGAAUGCAUCUCAGCCACCACGCUCACCACGCUGUGGUCCCUCUCCGUGGCCAUCUUCUCUGUCGGGGGCAUGAUUGGCUCCUUCUCCGUAGGCCUUUUUGUUAACCGCUUCGGCCGGCGGAACUCGAUGUUGAUGAUGAACCUGCUGGCCUUCGUGUCCGCUGUGCUCAUGGGCUUCUCAAAACUGGGCAAGUCCUUCGAGAUGCUGAUCCUGGGCCGCUUCAUCAUUGGCGUGUACUGUGGCCUGACCACGGGCUUUGUGCCCAUGUACGUGGGGGAGGUGUCCCCCACGGCCCUCCGAGGAGCCCUGGGCACUCUGCACCAGCUCGGCAUUGUCGUCGGCAUCCUCAUCGCCCAGGUGUUCGGCCUGGACUCCAUCAUGGGCAACAAGGAGCUGUGGCCCCUGCUGCUGAGCAUCAUCUUCAUCCCAGCCCUGCUGCAGUGCAUCCUGCUGCCCCUCUGCCCCGAGAGCCCCCGCUUCCUGCUCAUCAACCGCAACGAGGAGAACCGGGCCAAGAGCGUGUUGAAGAAACUGCGUGGGACGUCAGAUGUCACCCGCGACCUGCAGGAGAUGAAGGAAGAGAGUCGGCAGAUGAUGCGGGAGAAGAAGGUCACAAUCCUGGAGCUGUUCCGCUCUCCCGCCUACCGCCAGCCCAUUCUCAUCGCCAUGGUGCUACAGCUGUCCCAGCAGCUGUCAGGCAUCAACGCUGUUUUCUAUUACUCUACGAGCAUCUUCGAGAAGGCAGGGGUGGAGCAGCCCGUGUAUGCCACCAUCGGCUCCGGCGUGGUCAACACCGCCUUCACCGUCGUGUCGCUAUUUGUGGUGGAACGAGCUGGCCGGCGGACUCUUCACCUCAUCGGCCUGGCUGGCAUGGCGGGCUGUGCUGUGCUCAUGACCAUCGCCCUGGCACUGCUGGAACAGCUGCCCUGGAUGUCCUAUCUGAGCAUCGUGGCCAUCUUUGGCUUUGUGGCCUUCUUUGAAGUUGGCCCUGGCCCAAUCCCAUGGUUCAUUGUAGCUGAACUCUUCAGCCAGGGGCCGCGCCCAGCUGCUAUUGCUGUUGCUGGCUUCUCCAACUGGACUUCAAAUUUCAUUGUGGGCAUGUGCUUCCAGUAUGUGGAGCAACUGUGUGGCCCAUAUGUCUUCAUCAUCUUCACGGUGCUCCUAGUUCUGUUCUUCAUCUUCACCUACUUCAAAGUUCCUGAGACUAAAGGCCGGACCUUUGAUGAGAUUGCUUCCGGCUUCCGGCAGGGGGGAGCCAACCAAAGUGACAAGACACCCGAGGAGCUGUUCCACCCCCUGGGGGCUGAUUCCCAAGUGUGAGGCACCUCACACCGCCAGCCCAGCCUGCUCCCAGACUCAAGGAUCCCAUGGAGCACAAACAGCUGAAAGAGACUUCAAGACUUCCAAACUGACCGAUCUCAGCGGAGCUGGGCCUGGGGCUCCUUUCUUCAGCCAGCAAUGAUGUCCAGAUAAUAUUCAGGACUUUAAUGGCUCCAGGAUUUUAACAAAAGCAAGACUGUUGCUCAGCUCUAUUUAUACAAGCAACAGGUUUUAUAAUUUUUUUAUUACUGAUUUUAUUAUUUUUUUAUCAGCCAGAGUUUUCUGUACCUACACCCCAGGCUUCACCCUGAAUAGCUCAGUGCCUGAAGGGUGAAGACUAAGUCCUUCCUAGACAUUUGCCUUCUUCACCAAGCUAAUCUGUAGAACUGGACCUAUGACCAAGGACACACUAAUCGAACUAUGAACUAUGAGGCUUCUACCCCAAGGGGUGGAUGUGGCUACUCUCUUCUGCAGGCCUGGAUCUCCCCAUCUUAGAAGUCAGGCUUCAUUAGGAUUCGUCCAUUCCCUUCCUGCCCAACCACUCAAAUUAAUCUUUCCUUGCCUGAGACCAGUUGGGAGCACUGGAGUGCAGGGAGGAGAAGGGAAGGAUCAGAUUGGGCUGCCAGGUUCUAGUCUCCUUUGCACUGAGACCCAGACGAUCACCGUGAAAGGAGGGCCGUGGGAGGCUGAGAACUCACUGCUCAAGAAGACAUGGACACUCCUGCCCUGCUGUGUACAGAUGGAAGAUAUUUAUAUAUAUAUUUUUUGGUUGUCACUGUUACAUACAGACACUAAGUUAUA
Molecule: messenger RNA, 2522 nt
Organism: Talpa occidentalis (Iberian mole)
Lineage: Eukaryota; Metazoa; Chordata; Mammalia; Eulipotyphla; Talpidae
Gene: SLC2A1
Product: solute carrier family 2 member 1
Exons: 10
Coding region: 243-1721 (492 amino acids)
Biological process (GO): D-glucose transmembrane transport; response to insulin
Cellular component (GO): basolateral plasma membrane; apical plasma membrane
Source: RefSeq, a predicted model, not a curated record